AUGACCACAACAGCCGCGGAACCGCUCAUCUCCAACAACCACCGACAAUCAUUCGGAGAACGUGACGCUCAUGAUGAGGCUCCCGACGUGGAUGAGAGUGCAUUGGGCUCUCCAGGUGCUUUUAUAUGGAUCUUGACUUUUUGCGCUGGGGUUAGCGGGCUGUUGUUUGGUUAUGAUACCGGCGUAAUAUCCUCCACUCUUGUGUCUAUCAACACUGAUCUGUCAUCUCGACCCUUGUCCAUCCUCGACAAGUCCCUCAUCACCUCAUGCACGUCUCUCUUCGCUCUCAUCGCUAGUCCACUCACAGGUGUACUGGCCGAUCACUGGGGAAGAAAGAAGGUGAUAUUGCUAGCCGACUUUUUUUUUGUGGUGGGCGCGUUAUGGCAGGCGUUCACAGGGACUGUGGGAGGAAUGAUCAGUGGAAGGAGCGUGGUUGGGGCCGCAGUGGGUGCCGCGAGCUUCGUCGUACCUUUGUAUAUUUCCGAACUCUCCCCAUCGCCAUUCCGAGGCCGGCUAGUUACGGUUUGUACCUUAUUCAUCACUGGAGGCCAAGUCGUCGCAUACAUUAUCGGAUGGCUGUUUUCGGCCCACCCCCACGGCUGGAGAUGGAUGGUUGGUCUCGGUGCGCUACCCGCAGCAAUACAAUUCCUCGUUCUAUAUUUCAUGCCUGAGACCCCAAGGUGGCUCGUCAAGGUAAAUCGGAAAGAGCAAGCAAAGCGAGUCCUCAGCAGGGUUUAUGGGGGAGAUGGGAGUGCUGAGGGCCUUGUGAACUCCGUGUUACGACGAGUGGAGAGAGAAAUCUAUGAGGAGGAAGAUGCGGCUGGAGAAAGAGCAGUACCAGAAGAGGGGAAGGCCGGGUGGAGAGCAAAAGCAGCCAGGAUAAAUGAUAGUGUCACGCAGCUCAUAGUUGUGGACGGGAAUAGGAGGGCUUUGAUUCUUGCAUGUAUGCUCCAGGGGUUCCAGCAACUUUGCGGCUUUAACUCCCUAAUGUACUUCUCCGCCACCAUCUUCUCCCUUGUCGGCUUCCGCUCCCCAACCCUAACAUCCCUCUCUAUCGCCACCACCAACUUUGCCUUCACUCUCCUCGCCUUCCAUUAUAUCGACCUCGUAGGCCGCAGACGAAUCCUGCUCUGGUCCGUCCCAAUUAUGGUCAUUGGUCUUGCACUUUGCUCCCUAGCAUUCAAUUUCAUUCAACUGCCAGCGCAGAAAGCCACCGAGAUUUCUACUGCCGCCAAUGAGCUUGCGGGUAGUAACAAGACAUGGCCAAUGGUCAUUUUACUCGCCAUGGUAACGUAUGUAGCGGGUUAUGCAAUUGGAAUGGGGAAUGUGCCGUGGCAGCAAUCUGAGCUCUUCCCCCUUACCGUUCGCUCCCUCGGCUCCGCCCUCUCCACCGCUACAAAUUGGGGUUCUAAUUUCCUCAUCGGCAUCACAUUCCUUCCUAUGAUGGAAUACCUGACGCCGGUUGGCACGUUCGCUCUCUACGCCGGGGUAUGU
Molecule: messenger RNA, 1494 nt
Organism: Lindgomyces ingoldianus
Lineage: Eukaryota; Fungi; Ascomycota; Dothideomycetes; Pleosporales; Lindgomycetaceae
Product: general substrate transporter
Exons: 5
Biological process (GO): transmembrane transport
Cellular component (GO): membrane
Molecular function (GO): myo-inositol:proton symporter activity
Source: RefSeq, a predicted model, not a curated record